GCGACUAUUAUUUUAUUUAUUUUGGGUCGUGCACAAGCCUCAGUGCCUGCAGCCCGCGCCUUCUCGGCCCGCGGGCGCCUCCUCUUUCGGCUCCGGAGCCUCAGACCCCGGCCGCCCUCGUCUCGACACCCCCAGACCCCCGCCAGCUGUCGCGAGUCCCCGCUGCUGGAAUCUUGUUAGCGGCUGUCUUUUGGGGGGUUCUGGUUUCCCGACAUUUUUGCUUCCAGCCAAGGAGAGGAUAUCGUGAUUUUUCCCCCUUUGAGCCCAGGCUCUGCUCUCUGGGGGGGUGGGGGGCGCGCCGAGCCGGGGAGCCGUGCCAGCCGAGUCGUGCGGGCUGUGGCAGGGAAGGGGCCACCAUGGGAUGUACUCUGAGCGCAGAGGAGCGAGCCGCCCUCGAGCGGAGCAAGGCGAUUGAGAAAAACCUCAAAGAGGAUGGCAUCAGCGCCGCCAAAGACGUGAAAUUACUCCUGCUGGGGGCUGGAGAAUCAGGAAAAAGCACCAUUGUGAAGCAGAUGAAGAUCAUCCAUGAAGAUGGCUUCUCUGGAGAAGACGUGAAACAGUACAAGCCUGUUGUCUACAGCAACACCAUCCAGUCCCUGGCAGCCAUUGUCCGGGCCAUGGACACUUUGGGCAUCGAAUAUGGUGACAAGGAGAGAAAGGCCGACGCCAAGAUGGUGUGUGAUGUGGUGAGCCGGAUGGAAGACACCGAGCCCUUCUCUGCAGAGCUGCUGUCUGCCAUGAUGCGGCUCUGGGGUGACUCAGGAAUUCAAGAGUGCUUCAACCGGUCUCGGGAGUAUCAGCUCAAUGAUUCUGCCAAAUACUACCUGGACAGCCUGGAUCGGAUUGGGGCCGCCGACUAUCAGCCCACUGAACAGGACAUCCUUCGAACCAGGGUCAAAACGACCGGCAUCGUAGAAACCCACUUCACAUUCAAGAACCUCCACUUCAGGCUGUUUGACGUCGGGGGCCAGCGAUCUGAACGCAAGAAGUGGAUCCACUGCUUUGAGGACGUCACGGCCAUCAUUUUCUGCGUCGCACUUAGCGGCUACGACCAGGUGCUCCAUGAAGAUGAAACCACGAACCGCAUGCACGAGUCUCUCAUGCUCUUCGACUCCAUCUGUAACAACAAGUUCUUCAUCGAUACCUCCAUCAUUCUCUUCCUCAACAAGAAAGAUCUCUUUGGUGAGAAGAUCAAGAAGUCACCUUUGACCAUCUGCUUUCCUGAAUACACAGGCCCCAAUACCUAUGAAGAUGCAGCCGCCUACAUCCAAGCACAAUUUGAAAGCAAAAACCGCUCACCCAACAAAGAAAUUUAUUGUCACAUGACUUGUGCCACAGACACGAAUAAUAUCCAGGUGGUAUUCGAUGCCGUCACCGACAUCAUCAUUGCCAACAACCUCCGGGGCUGCGGCUUGUACUGACCUCUUGUCCUGUAUAGCAACCUAUUUGACCGCUUCACGGACUCUUUGCUGUUGACGUUGAUCUCCUGGUAGCAUGACCUUUUGGCCUUUGUAAGACACACAGCCUUUCUGUAUCAAGCCCCUGUCUAACCUACGACCCCAGAGUGACUGACGGCUGUGUAUUUCUGUAGAAUGCCGUAGAAUCCGGUUUUAGUUGAGUCUUUACAUUUAGAAUUUGAAAGGAAAAAACAUUUCUCAUGUGCUUUGUAGCUU
Molecule: messenger RNA, 1673 nt
Organism: Otolemur garnettii (small-eared galago)
Lineage: Eukaryota; Metazoa; Chordata; Mammalia; Primates; Galagidae
Gene: GNAO1
Product: G protein subunit alpha o1
Exons: 9
Coding region: 357-1421 (354 amino acids)
Biological process (GO): adenylate cyclase-modulating G protein-coupled receptor signaling pathway; G protein-coupled dopamine receptor signaling pathway
Cellular component (GO): heterotrimeric G-protein complex
Molecular function (GO): G-protein beta/gamma-subunit complex binding; GTP binding; mu-type opioid receptor binding
Source: RefSeq, a predicted model, not a curated record